Molecule: messenger RNA, 1476 nt
Organism: Colletotrichum destructivum
Lineage: Eukaryota; Fungi; Ascomycota; Sordariomycetes; Glomerellales; Glomerellaceae
Product: Putative glycoside hydrolase family 16, concanavalin A-like lectin/glucanase domain superfamily
Exons: 4
Coding region: 1-1476 (491 amino acids)
Biological process (GO): glucan catabolic process
Molecular function (GO): hydrolase activity, hydrolyzing O-glycosyl compounds
Source: RefSeq, a predicted model, not a curated record
AUGGCUCCAAAUCUGGGGCCAAAUGCUUCGCUCGGCUACACUCCGUUUGAGUAUUGGAAGGGUCCAAAACCCGUUCUUCCCAGACCAAAGCGCAAAUCUCGAGCCGUCGCCCUCGAUCUCGAGCCGCUGCUCCCCACCCCCACGCUGGCCGAGAAGCCCAGUGCAGCCGCGAGAUGGCCCGGCCAGCGUCCUCCUGCAGGUGUCUUCGUGGCACAGCCAGGCACAUAUGGUGUCUCGCCCAAUAACAACAACGGCAGCACACCAUUUUCCGAGAUACUCGUCGUGCCGCCCAAGGUGCUGGUCCACCCACUUUUCCGUGAUGAGAUAAAGACCCCGGAAUGGCCCAGGGCUUUCUCUCCGUACCCGGGUUCCAUGAACGACUCUGACUGCAACGGCACCAUGGACGACUACGGAUUCCCCAACGAGCGCCUCGCGCAGAAGACGGCGUGGUGGAACCCGAAAGGCUGGACGAAACGCAUCUGGGCCGGCCUCGCCGCCGUCGUCGUGGUCAUCAUUGUCAUUGCCGUCGCCGUCACCGUCACGCAGAACAACAAGAACCGGUACCCCGAUUACUCUAAGCUGUCGUACAAGCUGAGUGACACAUACUCUGGAGAGAACUUCUUUGACAAGUUUGACUACUUCAACACAUACGACCCAACGGGCGGAAUGGUUCACUACGUCGCCGCGGAGGAGGCGGCAAGCAGGAACCUCACCUACGCCACAUCCGAUACGGCCGUUCUGAGGGUCGACCACACCACCGGCAACACGUCGACGCCCGAUGCUUCGACCGGUCGCUUCUCGGUCCGCGUCGAGUCCAAGACGCAGUACGACAAGGGCCUCUUCAUCUUUGACGUCAAGCACACGCCCUACGGCUGCGCGAGCUGGCCGGCGCUGUGGUUCUCGGACCCCAACAACUGGCCCGACGCGGGCGAGAUCGACGUCAUGGAGGCCAUCAAUCAGGGCACCGACGGCAACCAGAUGACACUGCACACGACUUCGGGCUGCGACAUGGACGUCAAGCGUAAGCAGACGGGCACGGCGUUGCAGUCGGACUGCAAGAACUCGACCAACGGCAACGCCGGCUGCGGUGUAGAGGGCUCUGUGUCGACGUACGGCACCAACUUCAACGACGGCGGCGGCGGCUACAUGGCCAUGGAGUGGCGCGACGAGGGAAUCCGCGUGUGGCAGUUCGCUCGCAGCUCCGUGCCCUCCGACAUCACCAACCAGUCGCCCGACCCGAGCGGCUGGGGCAACGCCAUGGCCGACUUCCCCAACACGGCCUGCGACAUGAGCUCGCACUUCAAGAAUCAGUCGCUCAUCAUCAACAUCGACGUGUGCGGCUCCCUCGUCGAGGCAAAGUACGCCGACUCGGGGUGUGGCGGCUCCAGCUGCUCCGACUUCCAGGCCAACAACCCGGACGCCUUCAAGACGGCAUACUGGGAGUUUGGCGCGUUCCACUUCUACACGGCGUCGUAG